This is a messenger RNA of Leucoraja erinaceus (little skate), 2846 nucleotides long. It is a transcript of the gene mrs2, whose product is annotated as magnesium transporter MRS2. Gene Ontology annotation, biological process: mitochondrial magnesium ion transmembrane transport. The transcript is spliced from 11 exons. Gene Ontology annotation, cellular component: mitochondrial inner membrane. The record is from RefSeq and is a predicted model, not a curated record. NCBI's taxonomy places the organism in Eukaryota, Metazoa, Chordata, Chondrichthyes, Rajiformes, Rajidae. Gene Ontology annotation, molecular function: magnesium ion transmembrane transporter activity. Bases 494 to 1786 code for a protein of 430 amino acids.
UGCAUGAUUGAAUGGCGGAGUAGACCUAAUGGGCCGAAUGCUGCAAUCACUUAUGAACCUACCACAAGACGGUAUUUUUCUACCACACAUGUCCCUCCCUCUGAUGGCGCUUGCGCGCAUUGGAGUAGGUUGAUUUCCGGGGUCGUGUUGCUGGUUUCAUCUGCGGAGAUGUCACACUGUGACACUGUUUCUGAAGGAAACUCCAUGUAGAAUUUCACCCGGAGCGUUCCAAACUUCGCCCGGCCUUGUUGACUCGCAAUUCUCCAUAGAAAUCAGCAACAACUAAAAUCUUACUGACAGGGGACUCUUAUUCCUGUCUGAGAAAGUUUUAUUUUAAGAGAUUUCGCGCACUUCACCGAUUCAAGUCCUCUUCCGGGAGAGAAGGUCUGUUUUUUUUUUCAACAUCCCAGCAUGUAAUUGCUGAAGAAAUCAUUACGCUGGGUCUCCGUCGUUCGAAGGCAGAGAAGGAAUUUGGAACAAUAAACUUCUUGGGAUGGAGGUCUGGGGACUGACGAGGUCUUUCUUCUGCACGUUUGCAGAGCGAGCCGGGUUGGCCUUUAAAGGCACGCCUGCUAAAUUGCGAUUUUUUAAAUACGGCUGCAGAUGUACGAUGUUAAAACCCUGUGGAAGAAGUAUUUCUGCAUUUCAUACUUGUGCUUUAGGAACACAACUUCGGCUCGGGAUAAGCAUGAAUAGACAACAACAAUGUCACAUCAAGGAUUCAUCGCAAAGUGCCCUUGGAAGUGUGGUUCCCGUGUUUUCUGUCGUGAAAUAUGAGAGUACUGGGAACAUAAGCUUCUUUGAACGAAAGAAGACUGAACUAUACCAGGAACUUGGACUCCAAGCGCGAGAUUUGCGAUUUCAGCACUUAACGAGUAUUAAUACCAGGAAUAAUUGCAUCAUCCUCAGGAUGGAGAUCCUUAAAGCUGUAAUAACUCCAAAGUAUCUUCUUAUCCUGGAUUAUCACCAAUCAAAUCUGGAGCAUUGGCUUUUGAAGGACCUCACGUUACAAUUGGCUGGAGAUGGACAACUGGCCACAUACUCUUUGCCUUUUGAAUUCCGGGCCAUAGAAGCAAUACUUCAUCACAGGAUUAGUGCUCUGCAAGCAAGUCUGAAUGAGUUACAGCCUCAAAUAUUAGAGACAUUAGAAGCUCUGGUCAAUCCCAAACAAAUGUCGAUUGAUCGAAGCAAACUGCAUAUUUUACUUCAAGACAGCAAAAACUUGUCUGGAUUGGAGACGGACGUAAAGGUCUUCAAGGAGACGUUGCUGGAGAUUCUAGAUGAAGAGAAGCUGCUAAAAGAACUUUGUCUCACCAGCGAGCAACUUGUUUCUCAUCAGAGUAAUUCCAGAAUCGACCUCACAGAAGAGAUGGAACUCCUUCUUGAAAAUUAUUACCGACAGGCCGAAGACCUGGCCAAUGCAGCACGGGAGCUGAAGGUGUUGAUAGAUGAUUCUGAGAGCAUCAUUUUUAUCAACUUGGACAGCCAUCGCAAUGUGAUGAUGCGUUUGAACCUCCAGCUGACGAUGGGAACGUUUUCCAUUUCCCUCUUUGGAAUCCUUGGCGUUGCCUUUGGCAUGAACUUGGAAUCCUCCUUCGAAGAGGACCCCAGGUUCUUCUGGUUGGUAACUGGAAUAAUGUUUCUAGGGAGCGGACUAAUGUGGCGACGCUUGCUAUCGUUUCUUGGCCAGCACUUGGAACCCCAAGCACCCCCAUCGAUGCCCUCUAUCUUGAAAAGAUCACAGCUGCUGGGUGGAAGAGUCGACCAAAGACACGGUUCAAAAUGAUAAAGAUCCAAACGCAUUGAUACGUUGAUAAUGGACUUUGAAGCUAAGCCAGGUAGCACUGGAUAGGAAGGAUGAUACAGGAGCAAUAUUUGUAGCACCAUCUGAAAAGAGCAAUUCAGUUCAGCGAAUAAAUUGCAUUUGCAUUUGGGACUGAAAGGCCAAUAUUUUGGUUGUUAAAAAUCCUCAGCAAUCCAUAGGUUUUUAUCAUUUGUAACCCUGAGUUCACAAGUUGUUCUUUGUCUCUGUGCUUAAGUUCACAGACUGUUCUUUUCAAGGAGUGACACAGGAGUGUCAUAGUGGCUCACCUGUAGAUUCAAUACUGACUGCAGGUGUUAUCCGUACGGAGUUUGUACGUUCUUCCCCGCGAUCACAUGGGUGUUCUCUGGGUCCUUCGGUUUCCGCCCACACUCCAAAGAUGUACAGGUUUAAAUAGGCUAUUUCGAUUCAGUAAGUUGUAAAAUUGUCCUUAGUAUGUGUAGGUCAGGGUACGGGGUGAUCGCUAGUCGGUGUGGAAUCGGUGAGCCGAAAGGCCUGUUUCUGCACUGUAUCUAUCUAAAGUGCAAAAUUUCCAGUCUGUUUCCAUCACUGUGUUACAGCAGGUUUUAGAAACCUUUGCCGAUCAGACCCACGAGAGACAAAAAAAAAAUUGAAUUACACAGGGCAUCUGCCCUAUCCAGAAUAAAUUUUAGUGGGUUAAUGCUUCCUGUAGUCAUGCAUUCCCCUUAUUAAAACAUAAAAUUAUGGGUAUAGAUUCUUAUUUUAUUUUAUCGUAAUUACUUAUACAUUAAAAGUCUUUGUAACUUACACAUUCAGUGUUCUUUAGCUAAGAGUACUAGAUAGAUGUUGCCAGUGAAAUAGUGUUAACAGUUGACUUUAUGAGAUGUUAACACUCCCAUCCCCACAUGACAAUUUAAUUUAUUCCAUCUCAUGAAGAAACAAUUAGUUGCAGUUACCAACUGGUCCUGCAGCAUACGAGUUUGGGAAGUUGAUGCUGGAAGAUUUAACACUGUUAACACUUAAAGAAUGAUUAAACAAAAAAAUGAGUUCAGUACAAGAUAAA